CACCAUUUCUAAGUUAGUGAACACUUUUACAAAGCUAGCCCUAGAAAGAAGAGAGAUUAGAGAGUGAGAAUUAUGGGAAGGCCUCCUUGUUGUGAUAAAAUUGGGGUAAAGAAAGGGCCAUGGACGCCCGAAGAGGAUAUCAUCUUGGUUUCUUACAUCCAAGAACAUGGUCCUGGCAAUUGGAGGGCUGUUCCUACCAAUACUGGCUUGCUCAGAUGCAGCAAAAGUUGCAGACUCAGAUGGACAAACUAUCUCCGUCCAGGGAUUAGAAGAGGAAACUUCAAUGAACAAGAAGAGAAGAUGAUUAUCCAUCUUCAAGCACUUCUUGGUAACAGAUGGGCUGCCAUAGCUUCUUACCUCCCACAAAGAACCGACAACGACAUAAAGAAUUACUGGAACACCCACUUGAAGAAGAAGCUAAGAAAGCUUCAAGGCGAUGAACAAGAUGAUGGGAAUAGCAAAACCCUAGAUGGGUUCUCACCCAAAUCUCAUCAGCAAAGCAUCUCGAAGGGGCAGUGGGAAAGACGUCUUCAAACGGAUAUCCAUACAGCCAAACAAGCCCUAUGUGAGGCCUUAUCUCUUGACAAAUUGACCACUUUGACAAGUCCAAUGUUAUUAUCUUCCUCUCCACCGUUUCCUCCGCCACAAUCUUCUACUUAUGCGGCAAGCACUGAGAACAUAGCCAAACUACUUCCAGUUUGGAUGAACAAAAACCCUUUGGCGAAAUCAUCUCAAACAAGCUCAGAAGUAACAACUCAGAACUCGUUCAAUAACAAUCGACUUGAAUCUAGCCCUAAUAGUAUUGAUCAAUACUCCUACUUCAGCUUCAAUUCUUCUCCAUGCUCUGAUGGCGAUGAAACUGCCACAAAUUGUCAGGUCCCUCUAACUCUACUCGAAAAAUGGUUGCUUGAAGAUGGAGUACAAGGACAAGAUGACCUAAUGGGCAUGCCCUUGGUGGAGACAGAUGGUUUAUUUUGAGCCUUAUGAAGACAAAAACAGUUUUUAACUAAUUAGGUUUUCUUAAAAAAAAAAGUUGUUUAAUUUGUUAUGAGAUAAAGGGUCUUUAGUUUCAAGAUGCAUGCCUGACCAAGAAUUUCCAUGGGCUUUGUAUGGAAAGGGCAAAAAAGGUGUAAAUUAUACUUCCUACUUUUAUAGGGGAUAUAUAACAGCAAGUAAAUCAUAUAUUUUUAAAAAGGAUAUAUGAUUUACUUUCUGCAAGUAAAUCAUAAGUUUCAAAGUGUAGAACUGAAACUCUUUAUAAAUAUAUAUCUAUUUUUGUGCUUCU
This is a messenger RNA of Impatiens glandulifera, 1285 nucleotides long. RefSeq names its product myb-related protein 306-like. Gene Ontology annotation, biological process: response to auxin. Lineage: Eukaryota; Viridiplantae; Streptophyta; Magnoliopsida; Ericales; Balsaminaceae. Bases 73 to 978 code for a protein of 301 amino acids. The transcript is spliced from 3 exons. The record is from RefSeq and is a predicted model, not a curated record.